Molecule: messenger RNA, 1086 nt
Organism: Dibothriocephalus latus
Lineage: Eukaryota; Metazoa; Platyhelminthes; Cestoda; Diphyllobothriidea; Diphyllobothriidae
Source: the annotation of a GenBank genome assembly
AUGCCAUUCAUUACUAUCCUGAUACUGAUUGCACUAUUCAUGUUUUCGUAUUACUUUCCGGAAAAGUCGAUACAGUCCCCAAAUUCACGCAACAAAGCAAAGAUUUCUAAUUGGAAACAACCACGUUUGGAAUUGCAGAAUUAUGUGGUGGAUAGUGGUCACACAGGAAUCAAACGCCAAAACCUACCAAACCUGGAAAAUAUAAGUUGGCCAGAAAGGGAAUUUCUAAUUGCACCAAUGGGUUCUCCAGAAAUUCGACAAUUGCCCCUGGAAGCAAAAUUCAGUCGCGGUCAAAUGCGCACGUUGUGGAAAAUUUUCAGCACUUUCAGUAAUGCUAUGGAGGAGCUUGGCUUCAGUGACAAGUGGAUGCUGUACGGUGGCACUCUACUCGGCUCAUUUCGACACCAUGACAUUACCCCCUGGGAUGAUGACCUUGACCUACUUGUUGACGUUGAGGCUAGACCAGGACUAAGGGAAAGGAUGCGCAAGCUGAAACCCGACAUCCUCAUUCAGGAGGGCGAGCAGAGGGACAAGGUAUACGCAAAGCUAAUCGACCCAAGCAAUUCAUCUGAGGACUUGUACGGCAGCCGCAAGUUGAGUGCCUACAACUGGGGCUGGCCAUACCUCGAUGUUAGUUACUACUCCUCUAACGUGACGCACAUAGAAGAACUCGUAUGGUCCUAUGGUCGAUAUUAUAGCUAUGUAAAAUCAGACAUUUUCCCACUUCUCUUCAGGCCAUUCUACAAGUACUGGGUUCCGACGCCAAGGAACGCAUUUGCUGUCCUGCUGCAGACCUACCCAGGAAAUGACCUUUGCUCGGCUUCCAGUCAUUCGCACAUCUUCUUUGAGAAAGGAACUAGCAGUCGGACAGUGUCAUGCAAAGAGCUAGCGAGCAGGUAUGCCUUUGUUGAGCACGACCCAAUCUCCGACGAUGUCCAGGGCAAGGACGGUGGUCAAGAUGAUUUGAUUUGGGUCCGCGAGCAGCUAGUUGAAGGAGGCAAGAUCAUCCACGAAAUUCAGUUGGUUGCACCGCGGCAGGAAUCCAAUUUGGACACCUACAGACUGCAGACGAAGUCUAACGCGUGA